Molecule: messenger RNA, 1473 nt
Organism: Saccharomyces paradoxus
Lineage: Eukaryota; Fungi; Ascomycota; Saccharomycetes; Saccharomycetales; Saccharomycetaceae
Gene: YEF1
Product: NADH/NAD(+) kinase
Exons: 1
Coding region: 1-1473 (490 amino acids)
Biological process (GO): NAD+ metabolic process; NADP+ biosynthetic process
Molecular function (GO): NAD+ kinase activity
Source: RefSeq, a predicted model, not a curated record
AUGAAAACUGAUAGGUUAUUGAUUAAUGCUUCCACGGAUACAUGUACCAAGGUAGACGCUGAGGUAGAAACUAUGGACAGACCGGUACCAAUUAAAGUUUUGGCGGAAGGCAAGGUAUUAAACAACUUCGAAGAACCGGGCUUAAUGAAGUGCGGCUAUCAUGAUGCAAAGAGCUGGGUCAGAAGACUAUCGAGCGAAACAAUUGUCGGUGACGAUAUGAAUAAUCUAUACCCAUUUUACGUUGAUACUGCGUACGAUGUUAGGCGUUUGAGAAAAGAUAUUAUAAACGCUAAAAUAGAAUUGCACGUUGAAAACCUAAUCAUAAUCUGCAAUAUUAAUGACGUUUCCACUGUAUUUCUCAUGAGAGAAGUGGUGGAGUGGGUCUUACGCAACUUUCCAUCAAUAACUGUAUACGUGCAAGAUAUUUUUGAAAAGUCAACUCAGUUUGCUGUAAGUGAUCUCUGCGAUGAUAGCUGCUGCAGCAAAAAUAGAGUAAAGUACUGGUCAAAGGAGUUUGUUCAGAAACAUGAUUCAUUCUUUGAUUUGAUGAUUACACUAGGGGGUGAUGGAACUGUACUGUUUGCGUCGUCUAUAUUCACCAAAGAAGUUCCGCCGAUUGUUCCAUUUGCUCUUGGAUCAUUAGGAUUUUUAACAAAUUUUGAAUUUCAAAAAUUCAAAGAAACACUGAAACAUAUUCUAACAGAUGAGGUCCGUAUUAAUUUACGAAUGAGAUUGCAAUGCAAACUCUAUCGUAGAAAUAAACCAGAAAUUGAUACUGUAACUGGGAAAGAAAUAUGCUUUAUCGAUUUCGUCUCUGAGCAUCACGUGUUAAACGAAGUGACCAUAGAUAGAGGUCCAGCUCCUUGUUUAUCUCUACUAGGACUUUAUGGAAACGACUCAUUGAUGACUAAGGUUCAAGGUGAUGGAUUGAUUGUUGCUACACCUACAGGAUCCACAGCGUACUCAUUGAGUGCAGGAGGCUCUUUGAUAUCACCAAGCGUGAACGCCAUAGCAGUGACGCCUAUCUGCCCUCAUACUUUGAGUUUUAGGCCUAUAAUUUUACCAGACAGUAUGGAAUUAAAAGUUAGAGUAGAUAUGAACUCAAGAGGGACGUCGUGGGUGAACUUUGACGGUAAAGAUAGAAUUGAAUUGAAGCAAGGUGACUAUGUAGUAAUAACUGCAAGCCCCUAUUCAGUGCCAACCGUCGAGUCAUCCCCCAGUGAAUUUUUCGAAAGUAUCAGUAAAAAUCUUAAUUGGAAUGACCGCGAAGAACAAAAGCCAUUUGCACACAUUCUCUCACCAAAAAAUCAAGAAAAGUAUAGGAUAGAUUCAUCGAAAAAUAGAAACAACAGCAUAAGUAACUCCUCCGAGAGUUCAUUUUUAAGUUCAGAUACGCAAGAUGAAGAGAGAAAAUCCGUAAUAGAAACGGAAAUGGUUGUUGAACGGACUCGUCAAGCUCAUUUUGCAAUUUAA